This is a messenger RNA of Sclerotinia borealis F-4128, 1434 nucleotides long. The record is from the annotation of a GenBank genome assembly. NCBI's taxonomy places the organism in Eukaryota, Fungi, Ascomycota, Leotiomycetes, Helotiales, Sclerotiniaceae.
AUGUCGAUAUCGGGAUUGGGAAUAAGGGAUCAUAUGAAAGGUGGAUGGCAAAAAGGUAAAGAUGCAAAACCUAAAGAUAAAUUGAAAGGUCUCAAUCAAAAAGCUGCUGGAUGGAUGGGAAAAGGAAAAGAUCCAAAUGAAGAAUCUCAAGAACAUACAUCCACACCAAUAACCUCAUUAAAAGACCCAUCAUCGUUCGGUCCACCACCCAAAAGUGUUAGAUAUCAUGGAGCAACCGCCUUACCACCACCAACCCAACUUACAAUUCAAAACCAUCACACCCCAUCGAAUACAGGAGGAUGGGGAACCGCAGUACCACAAAGUGAAAUCCGAGCAAAACAAGAAGCAGAAGAAGAAGAAAGAAGAAGACAAGAAGAAGAAGCUCUCCAACCCAAACCACCACCAAUGCCCUAUCGCGCAAACACGACCGGAUUAUCCACCACACAUUUACCACCACCUCCCGGUAGGAAAGAUGGUGCUGAUGGUCGAACACCACUUCCAGCUCCAGCUCCUGUAGCCGGAAAAUCGAAACCGCCAGGCCUACCACCCAGAUUACCACCACGACAAAAUUCGAGUCCGGCUCCAUCACCUCCUCCUCCUACUUAUGGUGCAGCUACUUCUCAAGGCGAUGCACAUAAAGGGAUAUUGAACCAAGGGGCAUUGAGCAGAUUAGGAGCCGCAGGAAUAUCCGUCCCGGGAUUCGGAAUCGGAACCUCCAAAUCCCAAGCAGCAAUCCCCGCACCCCCAAUACGAACCUCAUCCAGCAACUCAUCACUCGCACCUCCCCCCGCCCGAAAAUCCUCCCCCCAAAUCCCCUCGCGAACCUCCUCGCCCCAACUCCAAGAACUGUCAUCACGGUUCUCCCGACUAACAUCCUCAUCCUCCCCCUCAUCCACAUCCACAACCACAACCUCCCCCACACCCUCAUCCAACACCCCCCAAGGCACAACCCUCGCACAAAAACAAUCCGCCCUCCGCACCGCCUCCGCCUUCCACAAAGACCCCACCUCCAUCUCCCUCACCGACGCCCGCACCGCCGCCAGCACGGCCCAUAAUUUCCACGCUAGACAUGGUGAACAAGCCAAGAGUGGUUUUGCUGCCGCUAAUAAAUUGAAUGCUCAGUAUGGUAUUGCGGAGAAAGUGGGAUCGUCAUAUGCGGGAUCGUCAAGGGGGAGAGAUGGGCAUGUGGAUGCUUCUUCUUCUUCUUCUUCUGGACAUGAUGGGGUUGCGGUGGGUUAUGGGAUUGGGGGAUUAAAUGGAUUAAACACACAACCAGUCCUAGCAAAAAAGAAGCCGGCGCCUCCGCCUCCUCCAAAGAAGAGGGCUGAAUUAAGCGCGGGUGUUCAGGUUUCGGGAAUGGAUUAUGCGAAUGCACCGGCACCGCCUCCGAUACCCAUGGCUACGAAACCUAAGCCGAAGCCGAUGGUGAGGUGA